AUUAUUGGUAUGAGUAUUUCAGAGGUAACAUUUGUUAUUUUAGGUACCUAUUACAUUGGUCUGAGAUAUUUUUUAUCUGUAAAUCUCUCUUUUCAUAAUAAAUAUGGACGACGAAGGAAUUCAUCGAUUGGAAGGCAGUUCGACUACUAAAGGUGGUUUGGUUAUCAAAAAAAAACAGACUAGUUCUUUCAAGGUUCCUCUGCCCUCCCUAUUUGGCUUGGAUAAGUUGGCCGCUCAAAAAAGAAAGGAAAGAGAAUUGUCAAGGGUGUCAUUUGAAAUCGAAGAAAAUGAUACCGCCGAUACUGAAACGAGUGAAACUCUGACAACCGACAAAGUCACUCCAGUUGAAAGAGAAAAACGAAAAUAUCGAAACCCUCAGGAGGAAACUCCUACAUAUACAGGAGGUAUCACCAGAGAAGCUAAGGAACGGUAUAAAGAGAGACUAAGUUCCAGUAAGUCCAAAGAGAAAGGUGUAUAUGCCACCACUAAAGACAAAGAGCAUGAGCGCAGAUCACACAAACAUGAUGACUACACAUCUCACAAAAGGAGGAGAGAACACAUUCGAGACAGGCACAGAGAUAAAGAUUACAAGAGAAGUGAGCGUAGUGAUUCAAGAAGAGAAAGAACUCCUAGGUUUGGAGAUGAGCCUAAAACACCAAACAUUCAUCUUAAAGACAAUCCCUCCAGAAGUCCUUGGGAUGAAGAUGAGCCUGCUCCAUCAAAAAAGUCUACAUGGGAUUACCCAACACCAUCUGUAUAUAAACAAAGAAGCAAUGAUUGGUCAUCAGAGAGAAGUUAUAGGUCUAUGUCUUCCAAUUAUAAAAAGUCUGGGAAUCUCUUAGAAGAUGAUACACCAAGACCUACACCCGCUCAUAAAUUCAACGAGUGGAUGAAAGAGAGAAAGAAAACAGGCGCGACACCAAGCACUCGCGACAAAGGCCUGAAAUGGGAUGCCACAGUCGAAAGAGAACACUGGGAAGAAGAGCAGAAGCGUUUGGAUAGGGAAUGGUACAAUUUGGAUGAGGGUUAUGACAAUGAACAGAAUCCGUUUGCGGGUGUUAGCGAGGAAUACACGAAAAAAAAAGAGGAACAGCUCGAACAAAGGAAGAAAAAAAGGAUGUCUGCUCAACAGAGGCAGAUUAACAAAGAUAAUGAACUAUGGGAGAGGAACAGGAUGUUGACGUCAGGUGUCGUACACUCCGUUGACGUGAACGAAGACUUUGAUGAGGAGUCCAUAGACAGGGUACACCUACUUGUUCAUAAUAUAGUACCACCUUUUCUUGAUGGUCGAAUAGUGUUCACUAAACAGCCGGAACCUGUUAUUCCUGUGCGAGACCCGACUUCGGAUAUGGCUUUAGUAGCGAGAAAGGGUUCCCAUUUGGUUAGGGUCUUUAGAGAACAAAAAGAAAGGCGCAAAGCACAGAAAAAACAUUGGGAGUUAGGCGGUACAAAAAUUGGUAAUAUAAUGGGUAUAAAGAAAAAAGUUGAUGAGGAGGACAAGAAAUUUGAUAAGGACAACGACACUACAGAUUAUAAAGCCGAUCAUAAGUUUGCGGAGCAUAUGAAAGAAACAGGAGGGGCGAGCAGUGAUUUUGCAAGAAAAAAAUCGAUCACAGAACAACGAAGGUACCUACCAGCAUUCGCCGUGAGGCAGGAACUUCUAAAUAUUAUUCGGGAAAAUUCAGUCGUCAUUAUUGUUGGUGAAACUGGAAGCGGAAAAACAACACAGUUGACACAGUAUUUACACGAAGAUGGUUAUAGCAAGUACGGUAUGAUAGGAUGUACCCAACCUCGUAGGGUAGCAGCAAUGUCUGUUGCAAAGCGAGUAAGUGACGAAAUGGGAACACAAUUAGGGGACGAAGUCGGCUACGCGAUACGAUUCGAAGAUUGCACCUCUGAAAACACCGUCAUCAAGUACAUGACAGACGGUAUUCUGCUUCGUGAAAGCUUGCGUGAACCAGACCUGGACCACUACAGCGCCGUAAUAAUGGACGAAGCUCACGAACGUUCCUUGAGCACCGACGUACUGUUUGGACUGCUGAGGGAAAUCGUAGCAAGACGCCACGACCUCAAAUUAAUCGUCACCUCGGCCACCAUGGACAGCACCAAAUUCUCCAUGUUCUUCGGCAAUGUUCCUACGUUCACCAUACCCGGAAGGACAUUCCCCGUCGAGGUAUUGUUCAGCAAAAAUCCAGUCGAAGACUACGUUGACGCUGCGGUUAAGCAAGCCCUGCAGAUCCACCUUCAACCCCCUUCGGGGGAUAUUCUGAUUUUCAUGCCUGGACAGGAGGAUAUCGAGGUGACCUGCGAAGUUUUGUCAGAGAGGUUAGGCGAGAUCGAUAAUGCGCCUGAGUUGUCCAUUUUGCCGAUCUACUCACAGCUGCCGUCUGACUUGCAAGCGAAGAUAUUCCAGAAGGCACCGGAAGGAAUUAGGAAGUGUGUGGUUGCCACGAAUAUCGCCGAGACGUCUCUCACGGUGGACGGGAUUAUUUUCGUAAUCGACGCUGGUUACUGUAAGUUGAAGGUUUACAAUCCUAGGAUCGGUAUGGAUGCUCUACAGAUAUACCCAAUCAGUCAAGCGAACGCAAACCAAAGAUCCGGUAGAGCCGGAAGAACAGGGCCUGGCCAGGCAUUCAGACUGUAUACAGAAAGGCAAUAUAAAGAGGAACUUCUUAUUACUACUGUUCCUGAAAUCCAGAGGACUAAUUUAGCGAAUACGGUUCUGUUACUGAAAUCCUUAGGGGUGCAGGAUCUGUUACAGUUUCACUUCAUGGACCCCCCUCCCCAAGACAAUAUCCUGAAUUCUCUAUAUCAGCUGUGGAUUCUUGGAGCCCUCGACCAUACAGGG
This is a messenger RNA of Leptinotarsa decemlineata (Colorado potato beetle), 2848 nucleotides long. RefSeq names its product ATP-dependent RNA helicase l(1)G0007. Gene Ontology annotation, cellular component: intracellular anatomical structure. NCBI's taxonomy places the organism in Eukaryota, Metazoa, Arthropoda, Insecta, Coleoptera, Chrysomelidae. The record is from RefSeq and is a predicted model, not a curated record. Gene Ontology annotation, molecular function: ATP binding; RNA binding; 3'-5' RNA helicase activity.